Molecule: messenger RNA, 1884 nt
Organism: Aaosphaeria arxii CBS 175.79
Lineage: Eukaryota; Fungi; Ascomycota; Dothideomycetes; Pleosporales
Product: LACT-domain-containing protein
Exons: 3
Coding region: 1-1884 (627 amino acids)
Biological process (GO): lipid storage; triglyceride biosynthetic process
Cellular component (GO): perinuclear endoplasmic reticulum; cytoplasm
Molecular function (GO): phospholipid:diacylglycerol acyltransferase activity
Source: RefSeq, a predicted model, not a curated record
AUGUCUUUUUUGCGGCACCGCUUCGGCGGCGGAGGCGACUCGUCCACAGAACCGUCUCGAGAACCAACGCCAGAUCCGGAUCGUCCCCAAAACCUCCGCGUCGUCACAGCCGAGAAGCUUCAGCAACUGAAAUCGAAAGAUCGCCCGAAAAAUGGGAAGAGGAAGAAUUUCUGGAUUUUUGGACUGGGUGGUGUGUUUGGACUGCUGGUAGCGGCCUUCUUCGCGGGCAGCAAUGACAUGAUCGACCUCUCGGGCCUCGAGAGUAUGAAUCUCGAGAGCCUUUUCGAUGUCUUACCCGCAGGAUUGGUUCAGGAUGCAAAACAGUUGCAGAAACAAGAACGAGACGCCGUGAAUUACGACUCCUUCGCCGUCGGCCUCCACGCACGAUCCCAAGGCAUCCACGCUUUACACCCGGUUAUCAUGAUUCCCGGUGUCAUUUCAACAGGUCUCGAAUCCUGGGGAACCGAAGAAGAGUCAAGGCCAUACUUCCGCAAGCGACUAUGGGGCUCGUGGACAAUGAUGAGGGCCUUGGUCCUUGAUAAACCGGGUUGGAAGAAGCAUAUCAUGCUUGACAAGAAGACCGGGAUGGAUCCUCCAGGCAUCAAGCUCCGCGCCGCUCAAGGUUUCGAUGCGACGGAUUUCUUCAUUACAGGCUACUGGAUAUGGAACAAAAUCCUAGAGAAUCUCGCGACGAUCGGUUACGAUCCUACAAAUGCCUUUACCGCGGCAUAUGACUGGCGGAUGUCAUACAUGAACUACGAGAAGCGCGACCAAUUCUUCACGCGUUUAAAAUCACACAUUGAGAUCGCCGUCCGCGUUUCGAACAAGAAGGUAGUUCUCCUUUCUCAUAGUAUGGGCUCGCAGGUGCUUUAUUACUUCCUACACUGGGUAGAAGCAGAAGGGCAUGGUAAUGGAGGGCCCGAAUGGGUCGAGGCGUAUAUCGACUCCUGGAUCAAUAUCAGUGGUUGCAUGCUCGGAGCUCUCAAGGGAAUGCCAGCGGUUCUCUCCGGCGAGAUGAAAGAUACCGCCCAGCUCAAUGCGUUUGCCGUCUAUGGCCUCGAGAAAUUUCUGUCUCGCCACGAGCGGGCUGAGCUAUUCCGCGCUAUGCCGGGCAUCUCGUCGAUGCUGCCCAUCGGCGGAGAUGCCGUGUGGGGAAACUCCACAUGGGCUCCUGACGACAAGCCCGGGCAAGAGAUCACCUACGGGAAAUUCAUCCAGUUCCGAGACAGCAAUUCUAGCUUGACUAGCAAAAACUUGACGGUCGAGGAGAGUAUGCCAUUCCUUUUCCAGAACGCGGAAGGUUGGUACAAAGACAUGGUCCAAUCAUCUUAUUCCCAUGGUGUGGCGCACACAUCUAAGGAGGUCGAAGACAACCAACUCAUCCCUGCCAAAUGGAUAAACCCCCUCGAAACUAGGUUACCUCUUGCUCCUCACCUGAAAAUCUAUUGCUUCUACGGAAUCGGCAAGGAGACCGAGCGGGCCUAUUAUUACAGAGAUGACAACGACCCAUUCAGUAAGACCAACGUGACGAUUGAUACAGGUUACAGCAGCAAUGGCAAAAUCGAUCACGGUGUUGUAUUGGGCGAAGGCGACGGCACAGUGAACUUGCUGAGCGCAGGUUACAUGUGCUCGAAAGGUUGGAAAUUGAAGCGAUUCAACCCGGCUGGUGUGCAGAUUAAGACGUACGAGAUGCCACACGAGCCGGAUCGAUUCUCCCCUCGCGGUGGACCAAAUACAGGUGACCACGUCGAUAUCCUCGGACGGUCCUCACUGAAUGACCUCAUCCUCCGCGUCGCCGGUGGAAGGGGCGAACUCAUCGAGGAAACCAUACACUCGAACAUCAAGAAGUAUGCCGACAAUGUCCAAAUCUUCGAAGAGGAGUAG